AGAAAAUACGGAAAAUAAACAAACAUGGACCACAUUUGCUUCAACCCGAACGGCAAUGAUCCAGACUUGGUCAGUCAAGAAUUAGGAUCAUUAUAUAGAGUUACGCUGGCGUGGCCGACGAUGGAAACUACGUGACGAUCAAUAAUGCACGAAAAAAUCGUUGAAGAAUUUGUAAUGGGAAAUAUUUUAGCGCAAGAAUUCAUGCUGCGCUUGUGGUUCUGAUUAUUGGGUGUUUCUCAAAACUGGUAAAUAGACAGCUGCUGUGCGGAGACAUCGUAGGUGUCAUUAUUAGUGUGGGAGCGUCUCGCCAAGUUCGUUUGCCAGAAUAACUCAAUGAAACUUUCAAUAAUCACAGAAUUUCUUACUAAAAUAGUACUUACAUGUUCUACUAAAUGACGAGAGGAUAAAAGUCCUGAGCGAUUUUCUAAAGUUUCAUUCAGUAUUGAAAGAAUUGCAUUAAGCGAGGCAAUCGUUGGAGUUGUAAAUUCAAGCAAAGACUGAAAGUGAUUAUCUACUUGAAUACUUUGAAAGGAAUACGUGGAAAAGUCUCUCAUAGCUGGUGAUGAUCGGGGUUUGUCACAGUCGGAAUUCAUCCUUGAUUAAGAUUUGGAUUAACUUUUCGUGACUGAUAAAGUGACAUAUCAAUAUGAAUAAGUCAAUAAAAACUUCAUGGAUCAUAUAUGUUGUCAUGUGUGGAUUGGUCGCAAUAACAAUGAGCCAAAGACGAAGACCUAACAUCAUACUUCUUGUAGCUGAUGACCAAGAUAUUUUGCUUAAUUCAAUGGAUGUAAUGAGUAAAACUAAAGAAUUCCUAAUACAAAAAGGCGUUGAAUUUAAAAAUGCAUUCACUACCACACCAAUAUGUUGUCCAUCAAGAAGUUCAAUAUUAACAGGUUUAUAUACACACAACCACCAAGUUUAUACUAACAAUGAUAAUUGCUCUUCGUCAAUUUGGCGAAGAUUCUAUGAGUCACGGAGCUAUGCAACUUAUUUAGAUAGAUCUGGAUAUCAUACUGGUUAUUUUGGAAAGUACUUGAAUGAUUACAAUGGUUCUCAUAUACCGCCUGGUUGGGAUUACUGGAUGGGCUUAGUGAAAAACUCAAAAUAUUACAACUAUACGCUUCGUCAUAAUGGAAUUAGAGAGCUUCAUGGAAAUAAUUAUGCCAAGGAUUAUUUGACUGACUUGGUGACAAAUCGAAGUAUUGAGUUUUUUCGAAAUUCAAAACUAGAAGAUCCAGAACGACCUGUACUUGCCGUUGCCAGUUUUCCAGCUCCGCAUGGUCCUGAAGAUGGAGCCCCUCAAUAUCAAGAUUUAUUUUCUGAUACAGAAACUCACAUAACCCAGAGUUUUGACUACUUUCCUAAUCCAGACAAACAUUGGAUCAUUAGACAAAGGAAUACUGGAAUGGACGAGACACAAUUACGCUUUUCCAAACUUCUUCAACAAAAACGACUACAGACAUUAUUGUCUGUUGAUGACGGCGUUAAAAAGAUAAUCGACAUGCUCCGGGAUAUUAAUGAACUGGAGAAUACUUACAUCAUAUACUCAUCUGACCAUGGAUACCAUAUCGGACAAUUUGGCAUUCCAAAGGGGAAGUCAAUGCCUUAUGACUUUGAUAUUCGAAUACCUUUUUUUGUAAGGGGACCUGGAUUGCCUAACAAUUACAAAUCGAACAAAAUUGCUCUAAAUAUCGACAUUGCUCCAACUAUACUUGGAAUAGCUGGUGUUUCUGUUCCUGUGGAUAUGGAUGGUAGAAAUUUAUUAGAUCUAUUCGAUGAGGAAAAACUAGAAGCCAAACCAUGGCGUGACAGCUUCCUUGUGGAGCGUGGAAAAUUACCACGAAAUCGAACACACCUGGUUCGUCCAAAAAUGCCCAAGGAAACAAAGAUUGAGAAAUUGAAAAAGUUAUGUCAGACACCAAAUUAUGUCAACCCUUGUCAGAUCAGUCAAUUUUGGACAUGUGUGACAGACUCUGAAGGAAAGUUAAGGUUGCAGAAAUGUAAAAAGGAUAAAAAGCCACCAAAGCCGAGACGAAGAAUAAACAUAAAUUAUAGACGAAGAAAAUGUCCUUGUCCUGCUGAUCAUAAUCCAUUAGAUGGAAUAGACAGAGAUUCAGAUGAAGUAAAUGUUUUACAAACAUGUAGUCGACGAGGGCUUGGAUCAUCUGGUGCUUAUAGAAAUCAACGUGGGAACAGAAACAGAUUAUCGAAAAGGAAUUCCUAUCGGAAUAUGAUGAAUGCCCAGAAAAGAACGUGGAAUUCAUAUAACAACCUUCGAAAAGCAAAAACGUUAAAUAAAAGAAGAUUCAAAAGAGACAUUCCAACACAAAAUAUAGAUGAUAAUCAGAAGGAUCGUUCGGGUAGCAAAGCAUCGAAACGUGACAGCAUGGUUUUAACGUCAAGUUGUAGAUUAUACAUGCCCAAUUUCGAAAUCAGAUGUCUCGAAAAUCUUUACACAAAUCCACAUGAAUGGGUGAAACAUAUGGGGCAUCUUGCAAGAAGCGUCAAAACUUUGCAAAUCAGAAUGAAGUAUAUGAAAACAUUGAGAUCCUGUUUAAAUUCAUAUGAUGAAAUGAUCAAAUCAAGAGUACGUAUGUGUGAUUGUCCUCCUCCACCUCCUCCUAAGCAGAAGAAUCCCAAAGUUAAACUGGAGACGCAAGGAAACAUAACCCAUCCACUGACAGAUUUAGCCCAAAUUGAAGACAAAGAAUUUACUGAGCGACAAAGAAAAUUUAUGGAACAUCGGGACACUGUGCGAUUGAUAAAAGAAAUGAGACAGGAAAAACAGAGGCGCAUUGCCGCAAGAGAAAAAAGUGGAAGGUUCAGAUAUAAGAAAUGUGGUACAAAUGGAGUGAUUUGUUUCAAAUUAACGAAGUCAACUUGGCACACUGAACCAAAAUGGGAUGGAGAUGAUCGAUGUUAUUGCACAAAUUCUAAUAAUAAUACGUACUGGUGUGUGAGGAUUAUUAAUGAAAACACAAAUUUAUUAUAUUGUCAAUUUAUCACUGGAUUUAUUGAAUUCUUUGAAAUGAACAGAGACCCUGCUCAGUUAGUAAAUCGUGAGACUGACUUGUCGAAGGAGCAACAUGAUGUCUUCCUUGGCAUGGUAGGAACAUUACGAAAGUGCAAAGGAGCAAGCAAUUGCACACUCGAUCCAUUCACUGAUACUGUACUACCAACAACAGAACCAGUGUUUGAUAUGCAACCAAUACCCGAAGAUCCACAAGGAAGAUCGCUUUCACAACUUGAUCUCCCAUAUGAAGAUCCUGUUCAACAACUUCCAUUUGUAGUCAACAAUGUUACUGUUUCUCAAGAGGAAAGUGAGUUUGACCAAACAAAUAUUGAAAAUCCUGUAGAAGAACCUACAAGAAGAGAGCGUAGAAAGAAUUCCGAUGACGGUGCACCAAAUUCGAAACAUGCUAAAGGAAUUAAGCAAAGGAAAAGGCAAAAUUCGCCGAGGAAAAGCAAAGUGGAAGGCCAGAAUCGGUCGAAUAAGAAGGCGUCCAGAACUGUCAUGGCCGAAAGACAAAAAAAGAAAAAAGUUUCAACAUCGCAACCAAGUUCUCCGCAAACAAAGGUGGUCGAAGAAGCUUUCCAAGUCGGGCAACAAAGCCCACAACAAGAGAGGCAAAGGAAUGGUCGCCGCAGGUCAAACAGCAGAGUUAGAUACACACAUGCUCAAAAAAAUACGCGCUCAAAGAAAAGAAAGAACUCGGCAAUCCAAUAACUGGUUUUAUUAAAGACUUCCGAGGAAGAAUUUAUAUAUUUAAAACUAUAUUCAGCACAGCUGAUACUGAAAACGCAACAGCACAGUUAAUCUACAAAGAUGCCCAUGUUUAAGUGGCUCUUCUGUAAAAUUUCUUUUAUUAUUUGUUUCAAUAUCAUUUUAAAAUAAAACGAAGAAUAUUGACAAAAUUCAUUGGACAUUGUUACUAAGUACAAUGCAUAAUUUCAAUGCACACAACCUACGGCCACCACUGUGUGUACAAUAAUAGUGUGAUGAUGUCACAAACAUGUUCUACACUUGUCUGUAGGAAAGGCUUUGAUGACUGUCAAGACAAAUGGAAUUUAAAUGCUUACAUUAAAACUUGUUUUUAGUACAUAAAACUGUGUCAAGAGUAUGUGUAUGCUGAAAUAAAUUGGAUGUUUUUUUGAAAGUUGCAUACACACAGUAAUAUGAAGCAGUCUUAACCAAGCAAAUUCAAUUGUAAGCACAGAUUGGUGAACUUUUACCUACUCGCCUUCAUCUACAAAAAUAUAGAUGCGCAUCAAUUUUUAAGAUUUUUCAAAGAUAAAUUUUAUCUCAAAACCAUAUUCUUCCUAAUUUUUUCUACUACAAAUAUACAAUUGAUAUCUCCAUAAUUUUUCUUCGAGUGCGAUUUUGCUAUUCAAUUAACCCUUCAUAUACGGUGCUAUGCUGCUUAUGUGGAUUCCCCUUUGAUUUACAAGGGUUUGCAUCUACAUUAUUGGAGUUUUUUUACUAUGUUUCGCUCGUAGUUAGAAUCACAAAUGAUGUUAUUAAAUGUGAUCAUAGAUGGUCCCGCUAAUUAUGUGAGACCCUAAAUUAGUUAAUUUUUUUAUCUUUUCACUGCUCUGUAGCAAAAUAUUAGAACGAAACUUCGGCUCAGCAUAAAUACUUUGCAUUUUAAUAUUUUGUUUGAAAAUUCUAUUGUCAUAUUUUUUUUGUGUUUUAGUGUGUAAAAAUAAAUGUUUCAUUGUUAUGUACAUUCAUCGUCAAUGUCGACUGGCGUAUCAUGCAUGAACAUUAAAUCUGAGAUAAAAAUUUCAAAAUGAGACCUUUUUAAAUUUAUAUACACUAAGAGUUAUUAAUAUCAAUCAAAAUAUAAUUAUUCCAGCAUGAUUUUCAGACACACAAAUUGAUUUUAAUGAUAUGUCCGUUGUUUUAUACGACUAUUCUUGGAAUUUAUGAUUUUUCUCCUAUCAUGGUCGUUUUUGUGUUUUUUUUAUCGGGCAUGUGAUCACUUUUAACAUUAUUACCAGUUACAGGCAACUAUUCGUCAAUUUUGUUAAGCUUACCACUUAGUUCACUCACUAUAAUUUAAUCUAUUACCUGCUAAGCCACCUUUACGGAAAACCAAUUUUGCUAUGCUGAAUGUAUCUUUUAGCCCUCUAGUCCAUUGGUUAGUAUAUAAAUAUGAUUAUUACCUAAAUUGUUCGUAAACAUUUGUCAUUUUAUCACGUUUUCAGUAGUUCUGGCAGUUCUAGUCAUAAACAUCUUGUAAAGUGUCUUUGUUCUGGGAUCAAUAUUGUGUUGUUUUUUACGGUUUUGGCUAGGUUGGGCAAUACUAUUCAACAAUCAUUUGAUGGCAGUUGAAGUAGCAUGAAUUUUAUCAGUAUUAUUUGUAUUUUCACUUCAAUUGUGUGAAUAACAUACUUGAUCAUAUGAAUAUUGGAAGA
Styela clava is the source of this 5418-nucleotide messenger RNA. RefSeq names its product extracellular sulfatase Sulf-2-like. The record is from RefSeq and is a predicted model, not a curated record. Gene Ontology annotation, biological process: negative regulation of fibroblast growth factor receptor signaling pathway; glomerular basement membrane development; positive regulation of vascular endothelial growth factor production. Lineage: Eukaryota; Metazoa; Chordata; Ascidiacea; Stolidobranchia; Styelidae. Gene Ontology annotation, molecular function: glycosaminoglycan binding; N-acetylglucosamine-6-sulfatase activity.